GCUCCUAAAAAUGAGUUCAAUGGAAUCCAUCAAUUUCUUGGUCAUUUUCAUGGUUGUGUUGCCUUGCUUGGUCGGUUUAAGUCACUCUGAAUGUGAUUUCAAGGCAAUCUUCAACUUUGGGGAUUCAAAUUCAGAUACUGGUGGCUUUUAUGCAGCUUUUCCUGCAGAACAUGGUCCCUUUGGAAUGACUUACUUCAAGAAACCAGCUGGCCGGGCUUCAGAUGGGAGACUCAUUAUUGAUUUUCUUGCUCAAGCUCUUGGAUUCCCAUUUUUGAGUCCAUAUCUGCAAUCAAUCGGAUCUGAUUACAGACAUGGUGCCAACUAUGCUACAUUGGCAUCCACUGUGCUUCUGCCUAAUACUUCUUUGUUUGUCACUGGGAUCAGCCCUUUCUCCCUUGCUAUUCAGCUCAACCAAAUGAAGCAAUUUAAAGCCAAAGUUGAUGAAGUUGAUCAACUAGAAACCAGACUUCCUUCACCGGAUGUAUUUGCAAAAUCUCUUUACACAUUCUACAUUGGCCAAAAUGAUUUUACUUCCAACUUAGCCGCCAUUGGCAUAGGUGGAGUGCAGGAGUACCUCCCUCAAGUUGUUUCACAAAUUGCUGCUACCAUUAAGGAGCUAUAUAACCUUGGUGGACGUACAUUUAUUGUGCUUAACCUUGCACCGGUGGGAUGCUACCCGGCAUUCUUGGUAGAGCUUCCUCAUGAUAGUUCAGACCUUGAUAAAUUUGGAUGCAUGAUUUCUUACAACAAUGCUGUAGUGGACUAUAACAACAUGUUGAAAGAGACAUUGAGACAAACCAGACAAAAUCUUUCUGGUGCUUCUGUCAUUUAUGUGGAUACAUAUUCUGUUCUGUUAGAGCUCUUCCAGCAUCCUAUAUCUCAUGGACUUCAGUAUGGUACAAAAGCAUGUUGUGGACAUGGAGGGGGUGACUACAACUUCGAUCCUAAAGUUUACUGCGGCAAUACCAAAGAGAUAAAUGGUAGCACAGUGACAGCAACAGCAUGUGAUGACCCCUACAACUAUGUGAGUUGGGAUGGGAUCCAUGCCACAGAAACAGCAAACAAGCUUAUUACCUUUGCUAUUCUUAAUGGAUCCUAUUCUGAUCCCCCUUUCCCAUUUCAGGAAUACUGUGAUCUUCAACCUAUAGGUUGAUCCAUUUCCUUCAGGGUUAUUUCUUAAUUAACAAAUGAAGGAGGUCAAACUAACUCAGGAUAUUACAUUAAUAAUUUUGACCACAAAAAAGAAAUCAAAAUUUCU
Messenger RNA from Gastrolobium bilobum, 1258 nucleotides. RefSeq names its product GDSL esterase/lipase At4g01130-like. Gene Ontology annotation, molecular function: hydrolase activity, acting on ester bonds. The record is from RefSeq and is a predicted model, not a curated record. The transcript is spliced from 5 exons. The coding region runs from base 11 to 1153 and encodes 380 amino acids. NCBI's taxonomy places the organism in Eukaryota, Viridiplantae, Streptophyta, Magnoliopsida, Fabales, Fabaceae.